AUGCGUUUAACGUUAUUCGUUUUAUUUUGUGUAGUGAGUAAAAAUGCAUUUGCAAAACAGCCUAAUAUUUUAUUUAUUAUAAUAGACGAUUUAAAACCAGCUAUACGUAGUUUUGGAUAUAAAAAUGCGUAUACUCCAAAUAUUGACGCUCUUGCAGAAAAAAGUUUUUUAUUCACUAAAGCUUUCGCUCAACAAGCAUUAUGUGCACCAAGUCGUAAUUCCCUUUUAACCAGUCGAAGGCCUGAUACGCUACAUUUAUACGACUUUUAUAAUUAUUGGAGGGCAACCGUUGGCAACUUUACUACACUUCCUCAAUAUUUCAAAGAAAGUGGUUACUAUACAUACUCAGUAGGGAAAGUCUUUCAUCCAGGAAUAUCGUCUAAUUUUACAGAUGAUUGUCCAUACAGCUGGAGUGCAAAACCUUUCCAUCCAAAAACAGAAGUAUAUGAAAAUUCUAAAGUUUGUAUUGAUAAAGAUGGUUCUUUAGCUCAAAAUUUAUUGUGUCCUGUAAUUGUUGAUCUACAGCCUAAAGAAACGUUACCAGAUUUGGAAACAUUGAAUGAAUCCUUAUAUUUUUUAAGGAAUAAAAAUAAAAUAACUACUAAGCCAUUCUUUCUGGCUGUUGGUUUCCAUAAACCUCAUAUACCUUUCAGAUUUCCUCUUCAGUAUCUAGACUACCACCCAUUAAAAAACAUUACUUUACCAUCAAACAGAUGGAGGCCUUCUUUAUUACCAGACGUGGCAUGGAAUCCUUGGACCGAUAUAAGAGAAAGGGAAGAUAUAAAAAAAAUAAAUGUUCCAUUUCCGUAUGGUCCUCUACCAGAUGAAACUAUAAGGGAAAUUAUUCAGGCCUAUAAUGCCGCUACAUCGUAUAUCGAUGAUCUAGUUGGAAAAUUACUAAAUGAAGUGGAUAAGAAUACUAUUAUUGUCCUUACUUCUGACCACGGUUGGUCUUUAGGACAACAUGGAGAAUUUGCAAAAUAUAGCAAUUUUGAAGAAGCAACAAGAGUUCCACUAUUAAUUCGCGUACCUCACUUGACUGAGAAAAAAAUUGUUUGUGAUAAUUUGGUAGAGCUGGUAGAUAUUUUUCCAACACUAGUUGAUUUAACUCAGGUGGCUCAACCAUUAAAAGUUUGUUCAAACGAUACAUCAAUUGUUUGUACCGAAGGACUCAGUUUGGUACCAAUAAUGAUAAAAAAUAUUCAAAAUAAGAUUUCUACGAAAAAAUCGGCGGUUUUUACACAGUAUCCACGCCCAGGAAUACACCCGUCUGUUGAACCUAACAGCGAUAAACCCCAUUUGAAGGAUAUAAAAAUUAUGGGCUAUUCUAUUAAAACUCAGAGAUAUAGAUAUACAGAGUGGAUUAGGUUUUUUCCUAAUAAUUUUACUGUUGAUUGGAGUAACACCUACGGAAAAGAAUUGUAUGACCAUUUUAUUGAUCCUGAAGAAAAUAUGAACCUUGUCAACAGAAAUGAGCUAAGCACGACUGUGAAACGAUUAAGAAUCAAAUUAAUUCUAGGAUGGCGCCAUGCAUAUGAUUAAUAAAAUGUUGUAGGUAUAUUGUUUAUGUCUCAUAUAUAUUUGAGGUAAAUAUACCGUCAUUUUUAGUAAAUAUAUAAUUAAAUCGAAGCGAUUUUGUUUUCUUAUAAUUCCGAUG
This is a messenger RNA of Anoplophora glabripennis (Asian longhorned beetle), 1657 nucleotides long. Its product is annotated as iduronate 2-sulfatase. NCBI's taxonomy places the organism in Eukaryota, Metazoa, Arthropoda, Insecta, Coleoptera, Cerambycidae. The transcript has 5 exons. Gene Ontology annotation, molecular function: iduronate-2-sulfatase activity. The record is from RefSeq and is a predicted model, not a curated record. Bases 1 to 1542 code for a protein of 513 amino acids.